UGCGUCAUAUUGUAUCAUCACUAUCAUUUCCCGUUGCUCUAGAGAAAUCGAGUUGACAAAAAGUCACAAACUGAUAAUCCCAUAAACAUAAUAUCCAAAGGAUACACUUGAUCAAAAUGGUCGUCAAGGUUGGUAUUAACGGUUUUGGCCGUAUUGGUCGUUUGGUUCUCCGUGCUUCUUUGGCCUACGACAACCUCGAGGUUGUUGCUAUUAACGACCCAUUCAUGACCGCUGAUUACAUGGCUUACUUGCUGAAGUACGAUUCUGUUCACGGCACUCUUGGUGAGACCGUCUCCGUUACUGCUGACACUCUCAAGAUUGGUUCUCGUUCUAUUAAAUUGUUCUUCGAGCGUGAGCCUUCUCAGAUUCCAUGGGGACAGAAUGGCGUAGACUUCGUUGCUGAGUGCACUGGUGUAUUCACUAGCAGUGAGAAGUCACAACAGCACAUUGCAGGUGGUGCCAAGUUGGUCAUUAUUUCUGCUCCUCCCAGCGACUCUACUCCCAUUUACGUUUACGGUGUCAACCACACUAAAUAUGAGAAGUCUCAGCGCAUCGUUUCGAACGCUAGUUGUACCACAAACUGUUUGGCUCCAUUGGCUAAGGUUAUUCAUGAGAAGUUCGGCAUUGUCGAAGGCCUUAUGACCACUGUACACGCCACCACUGCUAACCAGCUUACUGUUGACGGUGCUUCCCGUGGUGGUAAGGACUGGAGGGCUGGUCGCUGUGCCGGUGCUAACAUCAUUCCUGCCUCCACCGGUGCUGCCAAGGCUGUAGGCAAGGUCAUUCCCGAGUUGAAUGGUAAGCUCACAGGUAUGGCCUUCCGUGUUCCUACCCCCGAUGUCAGUGUCGUUGACUUGACCUGCAAACUCGCCAAGCCAGCUACUUAUGACGAAAUUGUUAGUGCUGUUAAGGCUGCUUCUGAGGGUGAACUUAAGGGCAUUCUUGGUUGGGCCGAUGAUGACUUGGUUUCCACCGAUUUUGUUCACGACAAGAGAUCUAGCAUCUUUGACGUCAAGGCCGGUAUUGCCCUUACCGACACCUUCGUAAAGUUGGUUUCAUGGUACGACAAUGAAUGGGGAUUCUCCAACAGGCUUCUUGACUUGGGUCUCUACAUCUGUUCGAAGCAGUAAAUCUUGCUUUCUUCUAUAAAUAAGAAUACAACACGUACAUAUAUCUGAAAUCAAUUCUAACCAACACAUAUGUU
Messenger RNA from Babesia bovis T2Bo, 1204 nucleotides. Its product is annotated as putative glyceraldehyde-3-phosphate dehydrogenase type I. The transcript is spliced from 2 exons. Gene Ontology annotation, biological process: glucose metabolic process. NCBI's taxonomy places the organism in Eukaryota, Apicomplexa, Aconoidasida, Piroplasmida, Babesiidae. The record is from RefSeq and is a predicted model, not a curated record. Gene Ontology annotation, molecular function: oxidoreductase activity, acting on the aldehyde or oxo group of donors, NAD or NADP as acceptor; NADP binding; NAD binding. The coding region runs from base 117 to 1130 and encodes 337 amino acids.